GCCCUGUAGCAGUAUGACAAAAAUAGCAGACGACAGUACGCUGCGGCGGCCCUCAUCUCGUCUUGCCGUGCCUGGACGUGAGUGCGGAGGAAGAUUAGCGAUCCGUUUAUAAUUUUAUCGAAGUUUUGUCAAAGCGCGAAACAUUUACGAACGACGAACCCAUUACGAAAAUGGCCGAGAUAACAGAUUUCGGACCGAAAAAGACGAUUUUUAUACUCGCGAUUGUGGCUAGCUGUUUCGCGGUAUUAUGGCCGAAAAUUUUCUACCCUAUGCUCACAGCAUCUGUCACUCCACAUCAGCCUACGACAGACAGUUCUGUGUGCUGCGAAGUAAUAUUUGAAAGCGAUGUCACUGCAGUGGAUAUUAUGCAAGAAAUGUGUCAAAAUAUAUUGAGGCAUCAUCCAGUUGAUCCACGUAUCAGAGAUGCGUUAAAGCUUAACAAGCUAAGCCCACAAACCGCGAGUUUGUGUAGAGAGGAGGUUCUAGCCAGAUGUGGCAUAGAUUUAUCAUCUUUUCUCGCUGAAAGGGAACGGUUGGGGAAAACCUACAAACAAGUAUUGGAGGAAAUUAGAUCGUUCAAUAGUUCCCUUUGCCUUAAGAUGAACUUUGGUAUACCAUUGUCUCAAUUAGGGAUACCUCAUCUUAUUAGAUAUCAUAUCUUGAUGCCACAUAAUACUAUACGACAGGAGCGUCGUACUCCUCCUCACGCAGGCGGAAUGCAUCCUGCGAUGAGAGAGCGGGGAAGGGCCAUACCAUCCUCUCACAUUGUACCAAAAAUAAUGGAUAGAUCUGAUCGUAUUAUACCAAAAAUGAGGCCACCUCUUGGUGGUGCUGGUCAUGUUGUUCCAGCUCCCAAGGGAAAUGGUACAAUGGGAAUUAUCAUGCCACUAUAUACAAUAGGAAUAGUUUUGUUUUUCCUGUACACCAUUAUUAAGGUCUUGAAAAAAAAUUCCGAUAGCGAGAUUAUUUCGGAAUAUCCAGGGGCAGCUGCUGAAAAGGAAUUUCGGAAAAUGGUGUUCUCUCCAGAAGCUCUCGCUACUGCAAUGACUGGAGGUACGCUACCUUAUCCAAGGGAAAAGUCACCAUAUAGAACUGCACCGACUAUAGAGGAGUUGAAGGAUCUAGAUGAGGCUCCAAAGUCCAAUGGUCUAGCAGGGGUCGAUCGCGGUUCUAAGGAAGAGACUACAGUUCCGGAAUCACAUAGUAGAGAAGAUGAAGAGUUAGAUGCAGUUGAACAAUCACCAACAGUUAAAGUUAUGGGUAUGGAAAUGACAGCUAGUUGUGAAAGUGGACAGAAAUGUAGCAGACCUACUACCCCCAUUAUCCUUACACCAAGUAAUGUCGAAAGAGAAAAAACGCCACCAAAACCUAUAUAUUUAGAAGGUGCACUACCGUCGCAAUGUGAAUUACUCGUAACCGAUUCAGAAACACAAGCAGAGAAGUCAGAGGACGACGAUGACGCUCCCGUUGUUCUCUCAGGCAAAAUGACCCUCUCCCUCAUCAGCCUCGACCAGAUUCCAGCUGAUUCAGAGGAUGAAGGUCGAAAUGGAAAGGAAAAAAAACCCUUGAAAAAGAAAAUAAAUGCAGAAGUUGAGAAUGUACCAAACAAAAAAUCAAAGUUGUGGCAGAAAGAAGAAAAGGAGGAAGAUGAAGAAGGAGAGGAGGAAGAAGAGGAUAAAGAAGAAGAGGAGGUAGAGGAAGAGGAGGAGGUAGAGGAAGAGGAGGAGGUAGAGGAAGAAGAAGAAGAGAAAAUAGAGGAGAAGAAAGAAGAGAAGGUAGAGGAAGAGGAAGAAGAGGUAAUAGAGGAAGAGGAAGAAGAGAUAAUAGAGGAAGAGGAAGAAGAGAAGGUAGAGGAAGAGGAAGAAGAAGAGGAAGAGGAAGAAGAGAAUGUAGAAGAAGAGGAAGAGGAUAUGGAAAAGGAAUCUGAGGAUGAAUAUGAAGAAAAGGAUUGAAGAGGAGGAAUCAAUCUUCAAUCCAGAUGAACAUGACGAAGAAUACUGGAAAAAUAUGGAAAGUAAAAUGAAUAAAAAAGAAACCAAUCUAGAAUAAAAAGGCUAACAAUUUUGUUUCUUUAGGCAAAUCAGUGUUUACCAAUCUUUAAAGAUUGAUCCCUUUAUUAUAAAAAGCUACAGAAUUAUUACAAUAAUUAUAAGAAAGCUAAUAUAUAAAUAUACUCACGAUAUAAAAAUACAUAAACUUGUUGAUUAAGCACUGCCAAAUACCUAAAAUGUAUGUCUUAUAUGUAUUACCAAAUUUUCAUUUUUUUAACCGUUAUAUUUAACAUUUUAUAGAAUCAUAAAUUUAUUGACUACAGGGGCCAAAAGAAAGAGAGGCAGUGCUAUCUAUGUCAUAUUACAUUGGCAUAGACACUUUAAUUUGUAACACAUGUUAUAGGCCAUGUUAUUACUCUAUGUACUUAAAAAGUCAUUUAUGAAAUGUCUUUUAAAUCUUGCAAAUGCCAAGAAAACAAAAAAAAAAUAAUAA
Molecule: messenger RNA, 2484 nt
Organism: Formica exsecta
Lineage: Eukaryota; Metazoa; Arthropoda; Insecta; Hymenoptera; Formicidae
Gene: RIC-3
Product: resistance to inhibitors of cholinesterase protein 3-like
Exons: 9
Coding region: 171-1952 (593 amino acids)
Biological process (GO): synaptic transmission, cholinergic; protein localization to cell surface
Cellular component (GO): neuronal cell body; neuron projection; intracellular membrane-bounded organelle
Source: RefSeq, a predicted model, not a curated record